CAGAAAUGCACGCAGGUCGAAGCUGCUAACAAGCUUCUUUGGUUGUGUUACGCUUGCAUGCGAAGACGACAGGUAUCAUGGCUGAGCGCUCGCCCUAGUUAUUUCUUUGGAUUCACCACUUGAUUAGCCGGCGCGUUCCAUACGCGUCGUAGCUUGCCUCAGGGACCAUGCAGCUCCCAGCGACUUUGGUAGCACUCGCCCUUGUAGCACCUGUAGUCUCGAAGACGGUCGACUCAUCGCUGUACUCCAACGAAGCACCGCUACUAUGGGGACCAUACAAACCCAAUCUAUACCUAGGCAUCUGCCCUCGAUUGCCCGAAAGUCUCAUUGCGGGUUUGAUGUGGGGAAAGCUCGAUGAGCAGGACAAGAAGUUGCGGCACACGGUCGAGCAAAACGAUGGCAUGGCCAUGUACGGCUGGACUACCUACGAUGCGAGAAGCGGAGGAACGCAAAUCGUCCAAGAUGUGGGGAACCAGAUCGACAUUACGACCGAGUUCGUAAAGAAGUCUGAGGGCCAGAGUUCGGGCAACUGGGCACUGCGAAUCAAGGGCAAGCCGCGCGAAGGCGCACCUGCAGACCUGAAGACUUCCGUGAUCUUCUUUGUGGGUAUGGAGGGCAAAGAGGGUUGUGCAGACUGCCAGCUCGAAGCCUUUGAGCAACUUGGUGCUGGCGACGAUAAGUCUGUUGAGGCGGUGAACAUUGCAAUCAAGCACCCACGAGUAGGCUCUGCCGGUAUACACAUUCCAACAUCAGUUGGCGAGGACGGAAGGCAUGAGGGCACGAUUGUCCACACGUUGAAUGUCACCGAGGAUAAGCUAUGGCAGGCGAAGUCCACCUUCCUAGACGCACUGAAAGCUCAGUCGAACGAUCGAACCGAAGCCGGAAAGAUGGACGUUGUCCUUCGCAACGCCCCCGGUUCAGGCAACAUGCAGUUUGUGCAGAUGAUCAUACAUGGCAGUUUCCAUUUCGAUGUGCUCUAUUCGAGUCGAGAGGCAACUCGUGCCAUGACCACAUCGGAGAUGGCGGGCGGUAUCCAGGACAACGUAGUCGCAUACAGGAAGGACUACGCGCGGGUUUUUGCACUGAAAGCUCCGUUCAAUACGGACCAGCAUGCCCUUUUCGGCCAGAAGAUGCUUGCAGACUUACUGGGCGGGAUUGGAUACUUCUACGGCAGAAUUAAGAUCGACGAGUCGAAAAAAGCUAUAUACGCCGAAACGACUGGCAAGUUUUGGGAGAAGACUGCAGAUGCGAAGAAGCACUCCAUACCCGAGACCAGAGGUCCAUACGAGCUGUUCACGCACACGCCGGCUCGAGCUGUCUUCCCUCGCGGCUUCCUAUGGGACGAGGGCUUCCACCUUCUUCCAGUGCUCGAAUGGGAUGUCGACCUAGCCAUGGAAGUCGUGCAGAGCUGGCUCAAAUCUAUGGAUGAUGACGGUUGGAUAGCCAGGGAGCAGGCUGUUGGCAUUGAGGCUGAAAAUGGCAUUCUUAGCGAUGCUUUGACGCAGUAUCCGCACAUUGCGAAUCCUCCGACUCUGUUCCUUGUAGUGUCAAAGUUCAUCGACAUACUGCAAGGCAAGGCGAAGUACUACGGGCACGAGUCAACACUGCUGAAGCCUGAAGCAGGCAAGAAGUUUGUCGCAAAGCUCUAUCCGCUUCUUAAGAAGCACUACGAAUGGUGGCGCAAGUCUCAGUCAGGAGACAUCGAAGCUCACUCUGUUCCGUCAGCAAAUCUUAACGAAGGAUACAGAUGGCGAGGUCGUACACCUGAGAUGAACUAUCCCAGCGGUAUGGACGACUACCCCCGUGCGGAACCACCAGACAUUACCGAGCUCCAUCUCGAUGCCCUCUGCUGGGUAGGUCUGAUGUCGCGCACGCUUGAGAAGAUCGCCUUCUUCACCGAGACCACCCACGAUGCGUUCACCUACCAAAACCACAUCCGCGGUAUCAGAAUCAACCUCGAGGCUCUCCAUUGGGAAGAGCAGCAAAACGCCUACUGCGACACCGUCGUUCGUGACGACAAACACACCUACGUCUGCCACAAAGGCUACCUCUCACUCUUCCCCUUCAUGACUGGCUUCAUUGAUGCAAGUCACCCGCACCUCGACGCAAUAUUACGCCUGCUGCGCGACCAGAAUCAGCUCUGGACUGACCACGGCAUCAAGUCGCUCUCCCAAGAGGAUAAAAAAUAUGGCGUCGGCGAUAACUACUGGCGUAGCCCGAUAUGGAUAAACUUCAAUUACAUGAUCCUCACACAGCUCUUCUCGCUCGCCAAAAUGCCUGGCCCGCACCAGGCGAGGUGCAAAGGCAUUUACAUCGAGUUAAGGAAGAACAUCGUGCACACUGUUUUUAGCUCGUGGCUGCAGACAGGAUAUGCUUGGGAGCAGUACGAUCCUGUCGGUGGGCAUGGACAGCGCACACAGCAUUUUACAGGCUGGACAAGUUUGGUUGUCAGUAUCAUGGCCAUGCCAGAUUUGGAGCAGGGCGAUGGCGUGAAGGAUAGGGUCAAGGAGAUUUAUGAGGAGGCAAAGAAGCAGGCGGUGCAGAACCAGGGGUAUAGCGCGGGGAGUGUGUUGUUCUUGAUCAUGUUGGUUGUGUUUGUGUAUGUUACGAGGAGGAGGUUUGCGGGAACGUGGAGGAGUUGGAGAAGGGGUGGAAGGACGGGAGACCGUAGUGUUUGAUACAUCCAUGUCGGAGGGCUUUGGCUAUGUGAUGUAUGGAAGCCCUGUGUAAGGGCAGAUGACCCACUCCCUUUCACCUCGCUUUUGGACUUGGCAACCUGCCACAACUUCUCGGCUGGAUUGACAAGUGCCGACACUUACCACCCUUUGUGGGCGCAGCACCACGCUCUUUUCCUUAUAAUUAAUCACGAGCACUCACGUGCGGCCAAAUCAAGUAGUUUAGACGAAGCCCCUCCAACGUG
This is a messenger RNA of Didymella exigua CBS 183.55, 2920 nucleotides long. RefSeq names its product glycoside hydrolase family 63 protein. Gene Ontology annotation, cellular component: endoplasmic reticulum membrane. Lineage: Eukaryota; Fungi; Ascomycota; Dothideomycetes; Pleosporales; Didymellaceae. The transcript is spliced from 3 exons. Bases 168 to 2678 code for a protein of 836 amino acids. The record is from RefSeq and is a predicted model, not a curated record. Gene Ontology annotation, biological process: oligosaccharide metabolic process; protein N-linked glycosylation. Gene Ontology annotation, molecular function: Glc3Man9GlcNAc2 oligosaccharide glucosidase activity.